This is a messenger RNA of Striga hermonthica, 414 nucleotides long. The record is from the annotation of a GenBank genome assembly. Lineage: Eukaryota; Viridiplantae; Streptophyta; Magnoliopsida; Lamiales; Orobanchaceae.
AUGAGCCUCUACCAACUACAUGAAUCUUAUUCUAUGGUAGCCCUACUUGUUUUCAUGUCCGUCCUCCGCUUCGCCGUCGAGGCCGGUGGCGACUACGCCAAGGAGGCGCUCUCCGUCGCCACUAACCUCGUCUCUAAAUCCGACGACAUCACGCCCGAGCUCCGCUCCACGCUCAAGGAUUGCAAGGAAAGCUACGACGUGGCAGUCGAGAACUUCCAGAAGACGCUCGAUGCAUUCACCACAAAGGAUGUCGGGACAAUGAGGAGCGUGCUCAGCGCCGUCAUCACCUUUGUCGGGGACUGCGAGGACGAGUUUGCCGAGAUGCAGGCGCCGUCUCCCCUGUCAGGGUAUGCGGAGAAGCUCACAGACAUGACUAGCAACUGCCUCGCCAUUGUUUCACAGAUGAUGAACUAA